GCGUUUACUGCCACAGAGGACACUCUCCGGACCCGAGAGCAGCUCAGCGUGCCCGUGUUUCUCCUCCUGCCUGUUUAAAAACUUAGGUGGCGAAAGAAGAAAAAAAACACCCUCACGAAGAUGCCCUUACUCCCGGGCCCCUUUGUCCGCUGUAGCUCCAGCGCCACGCUCCUCCGUGCGCUCUGCCUCGUCUUCGCUGGCUUCACCUGCACUGGUUCCGAGCACACGGCCACGGCGACGCUCCCCGCCGCCUUCUCUGAUCUGUUACCUCACUUCCUGGUGGAGCCGGAGGACGAGUUCAUCGUGAAGAACAAGCCGGUGACGCUGACCUGCCGCUCCACGCCGGCCACACAGAUCUACUUCAAGUGCAACGGCGAGUGGGUCCACCAGGACGACCAUUUGAUUGAGCGGACGGUUGACCCAGCCACAGCGCUGCCAGUCAUGCAGGUGACAAUUGACAUCACCAGACAGCAGGUGGAGAAGGUCUUCGGUCUGGACGAGUACUGGUGUCAGUGUGUCGCCUGGAGCACCACUGGGACACAGAAGAGCCAAAAGGCGUACAUCAGGAUCGCUUACCUGAGAAAGAACUUUGAGGAGGAGCCGCAGGGUAAAGAGGUGGCAUUGGACCAGGAGGUGUUACUGCGCUGCCAUCCCCCCGAGGGAGUGCCACAAGCCGAGGUGGAGUGGCAGCGAAACGAGGAUGUGAUCGACCCGGCGAGCGACCCCAAUUUUUUCAUCGCGGCUGACCAUAAUCUCGUCAUCAGAAAAGCCCGGCUGGCGGACACGGGCAACUACACGUGUGUGGCCAAAAACAUCGUCGCUCGCAGAAAAAGCACCUCUGCCACGGUCCUGGUCUACGUCAACGGCGGCUGGUCCACGUGGACCACCUGGUCGUCCUGCAGUGCUGGGUGCGGGCGUGGCUGGCAGAAGAGGAGUCGGAGCUGCACCAACCCCACGCCACUGAACGGAGGCACAUCCUGUGAGGGGCAGAACGUCCAGAAAAGUGCCUGCGUGGCCACCUGUCCAGUGGAUGGCGGCUGGAGCGAGUGGAGCAAGUGGUCAGCGUGCGGCGCCGACUGUUCGAUGUGGAGGAGCAGGGAGUGCACCCAGCCCUCACCUGGCACAGGGGGCAAAGACUGCCAGGGGCUCGACCUCCAGUCUCUCAACUGCACCAGCGAGCAGUGCCCACAGAGAAUCAGUCUGCUCAUUCCUCCCGAGGCCAUCCCCAGAGGAAAGAUCUAUGAGAUUUAUCUCACUGUUCAGAGGAAAGAAGAUUUAAGGUUACCCCUGGCAGGUUGCCAGACCCUGCUUAGCCCCGUUGUGAGUUGUGGCCCUCCAGGGGUGGUCCUGAGCCGGCCGGUUAUCCUCAGCAUGGACCACUGCUCUGACGCUUGCCUCGAUAACUGGGCCGUUCGCCUCAAGAAGCAGAACUACGAGGGCGCUUGGGAGGAUGUCUUGCUCAUGGGGGAGGAGCUGGUGUCAGAGCCCUAUUACUGCCAGCUUGAAGCCGAGACGUGCCGGCUGUUCUCCGAGCAGCUGGGCACCUUCGCCUUGGUUGGGGAGUCCCUGCACAUGGGUGCUGCCAAGCGCCUGAGGCUGGUGCUCUUCUCAGAUGCAUACUGCUCAACGCUGGAGUACAACAUCAGGGUGUACUGCAUGGACGACACGCAGGACGUCUUCAAGGAGGUGAUGCAGAUGGAACGGCAGCUCGGGGGUCGGCUGAUUGACGAGCCUCACGUCCUCCUCUUCAAAGACAGCUACCACAACCUGCGCUUGUCCAUCCACGACAUGCCCCAGGCGCACUGGAGGAGCAAGCUGCUAGCCGGCUACCAGGAGAUCCCGUUCUACCACAUCUGGAACGGUUCCCAGCGGUACCUGCACUGCACGUUCACUCUGGAGCGGCUCAGCCUCGGCACCUGCGAGCUCACCUGCCAGCUGUGUGUGUGGCAGGUGGAGGGGGAGGGACAGAGCUUCAGCCUCGACUUCAACAUCGCCAAGGACACCCGAGCUGUGGACUCUGAGUUUCUGUUGAUGGACAGUAACGCCACAGCUCUGGCAGGACCCAGCGCAUUUCAGAUCCCGUACCUCAUCAGGCAGAAGAUCUGCAGCAGCCUGGAUGCUCCCUGUCCCAAUGGAGCUGACUGGAGAAUGCUAGCACAAAGACUUAAACUUGAGAGACACAUGAGUUUCUUUGCAUCCAAAGCGAGCCCGACCUCUGUGAUCCUGGACCUGUGGGAGGCGCAACAUUUCCACAGCGGCAACAUCAACCAGCUGGCCGCGGUCAUGGCUGACAUUGGCAAACAGGAGGCCAUGAUAUUCCUGGUCUCUGAUGGCGAGUGCUAACCCAGAAAACAGAGACAGACUGGUGCAAAGAGGAAAAAAAGUACACAACACAACAACGACACA
Paralichthys olivaceus (Japanese flounder) is the source of this 2406-nucleotide messenger RNA. Lineage: Eukaryota; Metazoa; Chordata; Actinopteri; Pleuronectiformes; Paralichthyidae. The record is from RefSeq and is a predicted model, not a curated record.